Messenger RNA from Aspergillus steynii IBT 23096, 1056 nucleotides. RefSeq names its product glycosyl hydrolase 53. Gene Ontology annotation, biological process: pectin catabolic process. The coding region runs from base 1 to 1056 and encodes 351 amino acids. NCBI's taxonomy places the organism in Eukaryota, Fungi, Ascomycota, Eurotiomycetes, Eurotiales, Aspergillaceae. The transcript has a single exon. Gene Ontology annotation, molecular function: glucosidase activity. The record is from RefSeq and is a predicted model, not a curated record.
AUGCCGUUGCAUACUGCUUGUGCCUCAUCACCAGGCGAUGUCAAACCUAGGGCAGAUCCUCUGACAUAUGUCGGUGUGGACUGGUCAUCUGUCAUCGUCGAGGAACGUGACAACGGCGUCGUCUACAAGAACUCACAGUCCGUCGAGAUGCCGCUGGAGAGUAUCCUUGUCGAAGCAGGCGUCAACAUGGUGCGUCAACGCGUCUGGACCGUGGAUGGCGACUACGGACUGCAGUACAACCUGAAACUGGCGCGACGAGCGACCAAAGCUGGCUUAAUGUUUGGCCUCAACCUCCACUACAGCGACACAUGGACGAACCCAGACCUGCAAGACAUUCCCACCGGCUGGCCGCAUAAUAUCGACUCGCUCGAAAAUAAACUCUACGCCUACACGACAGAAGUGUGCGAAACGUUCGCGGCAGAGAAUCUCCACCCCGAGACUAUUACCAUCGGCAACGAAAUACCAUCCGGAAUGCUAUGGCCCACAGGCCAUUAUGAAAACCCCGAGAACCUGGCCCGGCUGCUACACACCGCCGCCAGGGCCGUUCGAGAUUCGUCGCUGGGAGACCACACAAAGGUCGUGACUCAUCUCGCCCAUGGCUACGAUGUUGAGCUCCAGCAUUGGUUUUACGACUUGGUCUUGGACACUGGACUACUCUCUGUGGAUGACUGGGAUGUCAUCGCUGUCUCAUUUUACCCAUUCUGGGGGGAGGGAGCGACGAUGGCCGCGUUGAACACGAGUCUGACGAGCCUAUCAACGAAGUAUAACAAGGAGGUUCAGGUGGUGGAGACGAACUGGCCGACGGAAUGUAGUAACCCGGAUUAUCCAUUCCCGGAGGAUCAGCUCGACAUUCCGCUCAGCCCGGCUGGUCAGACUCAGUAUCUCCAGCUGUUGGCCUCUACCCUCAAGGCCAUACCAGCUGCGACUGGCCUGAACUACUGGGAGGCCGCUUGGGUCAAUAAUGCCGUUUUGGGGUCGUCCUGCGAACGCAACAUCAUGUUUGACGCUAAUGGCCAGGCUUAUGACAGUUUGUCCGUCUUCGGGUCUCUUUAUUAA